This is a messenger RNA of Penicillium waksmanii, 1053 nucleotides long. RefSeq names its product NAD-dependent epimerase/dehydratase family protein. The coding region runs from base 1 to 1053 and encodes 350 amino acids. Lineage: Eukaryota; Fungi; Ascomycota; Eurotiomycetes; Eurotiales; Aspergillaceae. The record is from RefSeq and is a predicted model, not a curated record. The transcript is spliced from 5 exons.
AUGAGCGGUCCGAAAAUACUCAUGACGGGUGCUUCAGGAGGUGGAGCGGUACUGAAUGCCCUUUUGGCUUCGAACUUCGGCGCUUUGAAAGCGUCUAGGAUCACGUGUCUGGUGCGAGGAGCGGAAAAAGCUCAGAGUCUGGAGAAACUGGGAGUGAAAACGAUUUCUUUCAACAGCCUUGACGAAACUGAGAUUCUCUCUGAAGUGGCAAGAGAAAACGACGUCGUUAUACACGCGGCGUCAGGCUUUCACACAUUGUCAGCUAGAGCGCUUAUCUUAGGACUGGCACAGCGGAGACAGGAUACAGGAAAGGAGGUUUUUUAUCUUCAUACGUCCGGAACCUCCAACGUUGCUGACCGCCCCAUGACCAACGAGUAUGUUGAGGCCGACUAUCCAUUUUCAGAUGAAGGAGACAUCUUCUCUUACCUGAAAAAGAGAGACUUCGGCGUUCCAUAUGCCCAACGGACGUCUGACAUCGUCGCCACGGAGAUCGGUCUGGAAGUAGGCGUGAAAACCUACAUUUUGAUGAUGCCCUCUAUAUACGGAAUUGACGCGAAUCCCUUCCACGAGUUCUGUCAUACUCCCAUCUUGAUUCGAGCUGCGAUGAAGUUAGGCAAGGUACCCGUAGUCGGGGAUGGCUCGGGCAUCUGGGAUCACGUUCAUAUUCAAGAUGUGGGUCGCUGUUAUGAGAUCAUUCUGAACCGGGUUUUGACAGAUGACCACGUCCCGAGCGGCAAGUCAGGGAUAUUCUUUGUUGAAUCUGGGGAGCAUACCUGGCGGCAGUUGUCUCAGAUGAUUGCCGAUGCAGGUGUCGCACUUGGGGCGCUGAAAAGCAAUGAUUUGCAGCCCUUAUCUCUGCCUGAGGCGAAGGUACUCUUGGGUAAGGGCUGGGGCUUGAUUGCUGAGAUUGGUUGGGGGUCAAACGCCCGAACGAGAGCUGACAAAGCGAGAAAAUUGGGUUGGGAGCCUGUGAAGACCAGUGCUGACUUUGAAUCGCAUGCCACUGCUGAUUGGAGAGCAAUUCUCGACUCAAGUGGCCUUCCACGAGGCUAG